CCACCUUGAAAUAAUCAAUCGAAUCGUCUUGCGACCGACAGAUGUUUUGUGUAUGACUGGACCAAACCUUGCACUAUGUGAUCAUGCUGAAAUUGGUUGUGAUGACGAUUGCUCAUCCUAGUCGAAACUGAUCUUGCGUGACAGUGAGUAGACUUGCUCUUGGAAAGAAUAUUCGAAAUGCUUAAUGAAGCUCUUGCAAUGCCAGAGAUUGUGUUGGGCUUUUCAAUUGUCAAGAGGUGUGGCAAGCACCGUCCCAACGCCUGGAGAGGAUUUACCACCUACGUUUGAAAUACCAUCACUUCAUUUCCAUCUUUGCUCCUCUGCUGCAGUUUCAUCGGUUGCUAUCGUCAAUGUUGCGGCACCAACGGAGGGACUGAGUUAUCUACAGAGCAUCACCGUAUCCUCAUCGUCAAUCCCACGAGAAGUGCAAAUGCGGUUGCAUGACUUCUUUGGUCAUUUGAAUAAACUCUGUAGUGAAGCGCAGUCAAGCUACCACCUUCGAUUGUGUUCUACCACAACCUACUUUACCAGACUUUACCUCUCGCGCAAUCUCUCGCGCCCGCUCUCUCCACCUUCACCUACCCUCGCUCCCUCGUCUCCCUCUAUUUAAAGUCCCGCCCCCUCCCCUCCUACCUAUCCUCUCUUCCUACACCUCCAACGCGCAACC
Aaosphaeria arxii CBS 175.79 is the source of this 667-nucleotide messenger RNA. RefSeq lists its product as uncharacterized. The coding region runs from base 185 to 610 and encodes 141 amino acids. The record is from RefSeq and is a predicted model, not a curated record. The transcript has a single exon. Lineage: Eukaryota; Fungi; Ascomycota; Dothideomycetes; Pleosporales.